UAUUUCAAUAACUCCAAAAACCCUACCUCUGACGUAAUCAAUCGGAAAAUGUCGUCAUCUUCAACCAAGAACAGCCAUCUUCAAAUCCCCUGCUGCGGUGCAACCGCCGCUCCUCCGCCUACUCCCUCAACUCAAUCAAAUCCCUUCUCUUCCUCCUCCUCCUCCGCCGCCGCCGCCGAUGUUCUCUCUCAUCUCCUUCAUCGCCUCCCUCCUUCUCUCACCUCCAUCCCUUCCCGCCGACGACUUAAUUCUUCUUCCUCCGCCGCCGCCGACGACGCCGUCGCCGUCUCUCCUCAAAUCAUAUCUCUCAAGCAGACAAACACGAAUAUCAACUCCGAUCUCCUUCUCGCUUCUCGUGAAACUGGAUUUUUCCAAUUAACCGCCGGCGAUCAUUCAAUACCUUCAAAACUCGCUGAAUCCGCCGAAAUCGAAUGUUUAUCUCUCUUUGAACUUCCGAUUGAUCAGAAACACCAUCGUUUUCCUUCAAACUGGCCAACUGGAUUCGAUUUCGAUGAAGAAGACGGGUUUAACCCUGAUACGCUUUGUCUCGAUUCGACCGAAUCGGAUGAACCGGGUUUAAAUUCGGUUCGCGAGUUCAUCCAUGAGAUGGAGCGGGUCGGGUUGGAGGUAAUUGAAUCACUGUCGAAAUCUCUAGGUUUUGUGAAUCCGGCUCGGAAAGAUCCGACUCGGAUCUGCUCUUUAUUAUGGGUGUCCGAAACCGAAAUGACAACCUGUAAGGAACCGGGUCGAAUGUACCCGUAUAUUGUCGGGUUGCAAUAUCAGAUUAGGAGUCAGAAAUACUCUUUGCAGUCGGGUUCGGGUUUAGUUUCGGUCUUGCCCCAGAUAGAUUCGGUCUUGGUUUCUCUUGGAGAUAUUGCAAAGGUUUGGAGCAAUGGGCAGAUCAAGAAUGUGAGAGGAAGACCUAUUCCAAUUAUAGAAGAUAAAGAAGAACAAAAACCUAGGUGCAUCACAAUGUCACUUUUGAUAAGUCUCUCCCUAGAUAGCAUUGUCUCUCCCCUCCUCUCUUUGGGAGAAAUGGAAACCAUAGAAGAAGAAGAACAACAAGAUGAUGAUGAGAAGAAGAAGAAGAAAGAAGGUGAUGAAGUAUCAAUAAAAUUCAGCUCAUUUUAUUUUGAGGAUUAUGCAUGGAGAAUCUACCAUGAAAGGUUAUCAACAAAAGAUCCCCUUGAUAGGUAUUUGAUUUAAUUCUUUUUUUUUUUUUUUCAAUUUGUGUGUGCUCCAUUUCAUUGGAUUUUGGAUUUUAUAAUGUUUUAUUUGGUUGGAUGUUGAAACUUGAAACAACUUGUUUUGAGUGACUAUGUUAAAUUUUGUUGUUGUUAAUUAUAUUGGUUUAUUAAU
Molecule: messenger RNA, 1359 nt
Organism: Impatiens glandulifera
Lineage: Eukaryota; Viridiplantae; Streptophyta; Magnoliopsida; Ericales; Balsaminaceae
Exons: 2
Coding region: 49-1206 (385 amino acids)
Source: RefSeq, a predicted model, not a curated record